Molecule: messenger RNA, 1004 nt
Organism: Procambarus clarkii (red swamp crayfish)
Lineage: Eukaryota; Metazoa; Arthropoda; Malacostraca; Decapoda; Cambaridae
Source: RefSeq, a predicted model, not a curated record
ACGCGUCUAGCUACGCUACAGGACUCACUGGAGAAAGCCUUGAUGGGUUCUAGAUGGGACGCUAGUGGAAGCCUCACUAUACAGAAUGUGGGUAAACUAUUGGCGUUCGGUGCCAUGCAGAGUCAUGCCCCCGAGGCCAUACUGAAAGACAUUGAGGCUAGGAAUUUUGGUCCUACCCACACACUUUGGGACUUAAUGGACGUCAUGGUAGAGUCCACAGACAGGCUAAAGUCCCGGGAUUCUGCCCAGCUUUCUGCCGUUUUUCGUGCAAACAGUUCCCAUACCACUGUGAACGUUGUCACGCGUUCUACCCCUAGACAUGUUCAGACUCGUGCUAGGUCUCCUCCGCCUUCGUAUGGCCCCAGGUCAUACUCUAGAACAGGCUCCCCUCAAUACCUUCAGCGACCUCGAACGCCAGAAUGUUUUAACUGUGGCAAACCAGGACACCGUAAGGCAGAGUGUACAUCAACUAACACUCGUUACCAACAGCAUGCUAGACAUAACUACACAGGCCGAUCACAUGAUCACACCCGUUCUUAUUGCACAUAUCACCGCCGACCUGGACAUGACACUGCUGACUGUAGAGCCCACCACGGUACUAACCAGGCUAACCGUUCUAGUCCUACUCCUCCUUCCCGUAGGCAACCGCAGGCUGCAACAACUAACCAGCGCCGACCGAGCCCUACACGUAGCCCUGCGACCCGACCGACUGCCCAUGUUAGGUUCGCAACAACUGACAGCCGUGACACAGAUGGACACCGUGACUCGCGCGUGAUAAACGGCGCCACGGCCGUCAAGGAUAAUGCAGACACGACCUACGAACACACAGGUCAGCCCUUUGACUCUCAGUCGGGGGAAGGUAUAGCAGCCUGGGUAAACGGUAUGACGUAGGGAAGCGAGACGACCUCCCUGUAUACUCAGUGCCUACCUGUAACAGGUACAGUGCCUUAGCAGAGGAGGAUAACAUGGACGAACUACACACUGACGGUACUCAUGUACAUGUA